Molecule: messenger RNA, 2850 nt
Organism: Mugil cephalus (flathead mullet)
Lineage: Eukaryota; Metazoa; Chordata; Actinopteri; Mugiliformes; Mugilidae
Gene: ap3m1
Product: adaptor related protein complex 3 subunit mu 1
Exons: 9
Coding region: 695-1951 (418 amino acids)
Biological process (GO): endocytosis; intracellular protein transport
Cellular component (GO): cytoplasmic vesicle; clathrin adaptor complex
Source: RefSeq, a predicted model, not a curated record
UAACCAAACCGCCAUAUGCUAAUGUGAGAAAAAAAAACUCACAUUAUGUGUUAUGUUAAUAUAUGCAACUUCCUGAAUAAAUAUUUUACAGCUGCACUCAAUAAAUACAAUGCAAAUUUGCAAUGCAAAUAACAGUUUUACAGUCCAAUUGUUUACAAUAUAUUUACAAUGCAAAAUACACUGUUCUGUGGAGCCUUUCAGAUCAUUGUUUGGUUUUAGCAGUUGCAACUUCCGCGUCACACCUGUCACCGUAACUUGUUCCCGACAUGAUACAUAAUCUCUUUUUAGGGGAACUAUGCAACCAUCCAGCAAAGUUAAUAGUUUAUCUACUUAACAGACAUUUUUGUUACCCGGGACCUGCAAGGCUUUGCGCAGGGCAAAACUACCAAGUGAGACCGCCGGAGUAUAGCUGCCCGAAAACUUUGCCUGAUUACAAAUUCAUAAACUUUUAUACGGGAAGCAUCAAUUGGGUUACGAGUACGGUAGAUGAACAUUUAAACCGUCCCUUAUAUAUUUUGACACAUAAAUAAUAUCAUUUUGACUUCACUCUUUUGAUUUAUCGACUUUUACUCGUGACUUUGUUGCGUUUACGUGUGCAUAGAACUGCAGGCGUGUCUCCAGUUACUCAGGCAGCUCUGCCAUAUUGGCACCAACUGAUAUUUCUUGGCACAGUUAUCCGUAGUUAGCAGCUGAGAUGAUUCACAGCCUGUUCCUGAUUAAUCACACGGGGGACAUCUUCCUGGAGAAACACUGGAAGAGUGUGAUCAGCCGGAGCGUCUGCGAUUACUUUUUCGAGGCGAGGGAGAAGGCUGUGGACCCGGAGAAUGUGCCCCCUGUCCUGCAGACCCCACACCACUAUCUCAUCACCGUGUACAGGGGAAAGCUCUUCUUCCUCUCUGUCAUCCAGACCGAAGUCCCUCCACUCUUCGUCAUUGAGUUCCUGCACAGAGUGGCAGACACGUUUCAGGACUAUUUUGGAGAGUGCUCAGAAGCCGUGAUCAAUGACAACGUGGUGACAGUUUACGAGCUGCUGGAAGAGAUGCUGGACAACGGCUUUCCACUCGCAACAGAGUCCAACGUCCUCAAGGAGCUGAUUAGGCCUCCCACUAUCCUGCGAUCAGUCGUCAAUACGCUCACAGGAAGUAGUAAUGUCGGAGAAAAGUUGCCAACAGGUCAAUUGUCCAACAUCCCAUGGAGGCGUGCUGGUGUUAAAUACACCAACAAUGAGGCAUAUUUUGAUGUGAUCGAGGAAAUAGAUGCCAUCGUGGACAAAUCGGGUACGACAGUGUUUGCAGAGAUCCAGGGUGUAAUUGAAGCCUGCGUGCGGCUCACCGGGAUGCCCGACCUGACUCUGUCCUUCAUGAAUCCCCGUCUCCUCGAUGACGUGAGCUUCCACCCGUGUGUGCGGUUUAAACGCUGGGAGGCCGAGCGCGUCCUGUCCUUCAUCCCGCCAGAUGGAAACUUCACUCUCAUGACGUAUCACGUCAGCUCUCAAAAUCUCGUAGCCAUUCCUGUGUAUGUGAAGCAGAACAUCAGUUUCUUUGAGACGGGCUCUUGUGGUCGCUUGGACAUCACCAUCGGACCCAAGCAGACUAUGGGGAAGAUGGUGGAGGGAUUGAUGGUCACGAUCCACAUGCCCAAAGCUGUGCUCAGUGCCAACCUCACAGCCACACAGGGAAACUACACCUACGACCUCACCACCAAGGUGUUAGUUUGGGACAUUGGGAAACUUAACCCUCAGAAGCUUCCGAACUUGCGAGGCAGCCUCAGCAUGCAGGCAGGAGUCCCCAAGCCCGAAGACAACCCCUCACUCAACAUCGACCUGAAGAUACAGCAGCUCGCCAUAUCAGGUCUCAAAGUGAGCCGUCUCGACAUGUAUGGAGAGAAAUACAAGCCAUUUAAAGGGGUCAAGUAUUUGACUAAAGCCGGGAAAUUCCAAGUGCGAACCUGAGUGUCGACUGUGAAGAGGCCAAAGGUGGGCAACCCGCUGUGCCAAAUAGGGGGCACGGUUACCGCACCGCUGAGCCAGCCCUCGAUUAGUAAUUACAAGUCCCCCGACUCUUUGUUAUAAGUGAAGAAUCCUGCAGUCUAACAGAUAUUUAUUACAUGUUUGGCAUUACAGAUGUAUGACUGGGUGGUUUUGUGGCCUGUAAAGGGAAGCCUUAAUAAUCAGUGUGACCACGUUGGCGCUAUUUGUUUCUAGUUUAAAUGUGCUGCGUAGUUUUGAAUCAUUCCUUUCUUUUUGGAUUUUCUUUUUUUUAUUCGUAUCUAACACUUUCUGAGUGUUGUCAAAGGGGAACAUUUUGAUUUGACAAAAAGGACACUUGCAGCUCACCACCUUGCUCUUCACCAAACCAACGCACCUGAAAAAUCUCGCCUGCAUGACGCUCGUGAGUGAAGACACAUGCCUUUGAAAAACGUUUUACAUUAUCUAAUGUAGCCAGUUUUUAUAACCACAGAUACGUUUAUUUUUGAGAAAUCCAGGCUCUCGAGGCUCUGCCUUCAGUGCAGCUAUUUUUGCAGACGUUCACUCACUUUUAAUGUGGCCUUGUAAGAGUAGGGUAAAGUGCCUUGCGCGGCACACACUACAGCACAAACUGCAUGGAGGUGUAUUAAAAAUAUACCUUCGGCUAUCUGCAGAGUGUCGUUACAGCAAACUGGUGAUCCUUUUGGAAAAAUAUGAGUAAAAAAUAACCCUGAAAUCCUCACGCAAUCUUGAAUGCAACUUCUUUAUUCAGCACAGCAUUUGCACAAUCAACUGUCCGCGUGGAAAAUACUAAUUAUUCUAAUUGUAUGGAGCUGAAUCUGUAUUUCUGUUUAUAUGAAGUCUUAUAAAAGCUUUCAAUUAGG